CACGGCGCGAAUGGCGAGGUGCACGAGGUACUCUCAUGGUCAUUCAGCUCGACUCUGCAGCUGCCGACAACCGGCAACAAUCACAAAAAAACACUAGUUAUCCUCCUGUCCGUGCUGGUUCCUCUGGUACUCCUGUUGGUAUGUGCGGCCGCCUUGGCACGGCGGCGACACAAGAAAAAAAGAUCGAUGAGAGCGAAUGAGGACCGCGGCACGGAUAGCGGUUCCGAAGAAGAGUGUAUCAACAGAGCUGAGCUCCAGAGAGGUGUGGCUGCCGGCGGCCCCAAACGGUACUCGUACCGCGACCUCGCCGCCGCAACGAGCAACUUCGCAGAGGAGGAGAAGCUCGGACGAGGCGGCUUCGGGAGCGUGUACCUUGGUCACAUGGCACUCGUCGGUGGUGACCAAGACCGUCGUCCGGUGGCGGUAAAGAUGCUGUCAGCGGAGUCUUCCGCGCAAGGGAGGAAGGAGUUCGAGGCAGAGGUGAGGAUCAUAAGCAGGCUGAAGCAUCGAAACCUUGUGCAGCUGCUAGGUUGGUGCGACAGCCGCAAGGGGCUCCUGCUUGUCUACGAGCUCGUCGCAGAGAGCAGCCUCGACAAGCACCUCCACAGCAAAGACAGAUUCUUGACAUGGCCGCAGCGGGACAACAUAAUCCUCGGCUUGGGAUCCGCGCUGCGGUACCUCCACGGGGAGUCGGAGCAGUGCAUCGUGCACGGCGACAUCAAGCCAAGCAACAUCAUGAUCGACUCGUCGCUGAGCACCAAGCUAGGGGACUUCGGGCUGGCACGGCUCGUCGACCACGGCACAGGAUUGUUGCAGACCACCAAGGCCGUGCUCGGCACCGCCGGGUACAUCGACCCAGAGUUCGUCAACACGCGCCGGCCAAGUACCGAAUCGGAUGUGUACAGCUUCGCCGUCGUCCUCUUGGAGAUCGUGUCGGGCCGGCGGCCGGUGAUCGAAACCCCGGAGAGAACCUUCACGCUGCUGAGAUGGGUGUGGAGCCUGUACGACAGGAACGCUAUCCUGGAGGCGGCAGAUGAGAGGCUUAGGGGCAACGAGGCGAACGACUGGUGGAUCGAGCGCGUGCUCGUUGUCGGGCUCUGGUGCGCGCUCCCGGAGAGGAGCGAGCGGCCCUCCGUCACGCAGGCCAUGCACAUCCUGCAGUCGGCGGAGGCCAAGCUGCCGGCGCUCCCGCUGCACAUGUACAGGACCGUACAUGAUACUGCAUCGUCGACUGGCCCGUACGGAGAUACCUCCAGUGGAGUUCGCUCCUCUUCGAUCAACACCGUCGACCCCAGCCUUUCUUCCAUGGAUGUCACCAAUUGAUGAUUAACUUCCUGUUU
Molecule: messenger RNA, 1340 nt
Organism: Lolium perenne
Lineage: Eukaryota; Viridiplantae; Streptophyta; Magnoliopsida; Poales; Poaceae
Product: probable kinase CHARK
Biological process (GO): protein phosphorylation
Molecular function (GO): protein kinase activity; ATP binding
Source: RefSeq, a predicted model, not a curated record